Chenopodium quinoa (quinoa) is the source of this 1512-nucleotide messenger RNA. RefSeq names its product aluminum-activated malate transporter 2-like. Gene Ontology annotation, biological process: malate transport. The annotation marks the transcript as partial. NCBI's taxonomy places the organism in Eukaryota, Viridiplantae, Streptophyta, Magnoliopsida, Caryophyllales, Amaranthaceae. The transcript is spliced from 7 exons. Gene Ontology annotation, cellular component: plant-type vacuole membrane. The record is from RefSeq and is a predicted model, not a curated record.
UCGGGUGAAAAAAAGUCAAAAAAUUCCAAAAUGAAGAGCCCUAACCAAGAAACAUCAAGUCACACAAGAAAUUGUUUUAAUGCUAAGUUUGAAAAUUUGAAGACUAAAGUUGGUGAUAUUUCAAAGUUAACUAAGCAACUUGCUAAAGAUGAUCCUAGGAGAAUUGUUCACACUAUCAAAGUUGGGUUUGCCAUCACAUUGGUCUCACUCUUCUACUACUUUGAUCCUUUCUACAAUGGCUUGGGUGUCGAUGCAAUGUGGGCCGUUCUCACCGUGGUGGUUGUCUUCAAAUUCUCUGUUGGUGCAACGCUAAGAAAAGGGGUGAAUAGAGUAGUUGCAACAGUUCUAGGUGGAUUUUCAGCAGUUGGAGCUCACAAAUUAUCCAGUCUUCCUGAGGAGAAGCUGCCUAUGCUAGAGCCUCUUUUUCUUGGACUUUCCGUUUUCUUAACAGCUGGAGUAAUGACAUUUAUACGAUUUUUCCCAAAGAUAAAGACGAGAUUUGAUUAUGGACUAUCGAUAUUCAUAUUGACAUUCAGUUUAAUAUGUGUAUCGGGGUAUCGAACGGAUGAAAUUCUAGACAUGGCAAGUAGAAGGAUUACCACCAUUUUAAUAGGAACUUCUACGGCUGUUAUUGUUUAUGUCGUCAUAUGCCCUGUCUGGGCGGGCUCUGAUCUUCACUCACUUGCUGCCACCAAUCUUGAAAUCCUUGCCGAUUUUUUUCAAGAAUUCGGAGGAGAAUACUUGAAAGCUUCUUCGGAUGCAUUCUCGAAGGACAACAAUAAACUCACACUAGACAGAUUGAAGAAAGUAGUCGAUUCCAAAAAUAAUGUAGAUUCUUUGUUUAAUUUAGCAAUGUGGGAGCCUCGGCAUAGACACUUCAAGUAUGAUCAUCCAUGGACACAAUACCAGAAUAUAAGCGAGUUGGCUCGGCGUUGUGCUUGUAGAGCUGAAGUUCUCCAUAGUUUCCUAUAUACUCAAGUCCAGACACCAACAGAAGUGAAGGCCAAGUUCCGUGAAGCAUGCAUGAUGAUGAGCACAGAAUCAGGAAAAGCCCUGAAGGAACUAUCGUUGGCAAUCAAGAGAAUGAACCAACCUUCGAACGCAAAUCACCAUGUCCAAAAUGCCAAACAAGCAGCUGAAAAUCUCUAUCCCUUGUUAAGAUCAAACAUACGAGAAAAUCUCAAUCUUUCAGAUGUAAAACUAGCAGCCACAGUCGCCACCAUACUAGCAGAUGUAGUAGCUUGCACCGAGGAGAUUGCAAAGGCGGUCCAAGAGCUUGCAUCUCUAGCCAAAUUUAAAGAUAAGAAUAACACCGUCGUGGAUGGUAGGGCUGCGUGUGGAAUCAACAGAAACAAAUUGGCUAAUCAAGGAUCAAUUAACAGAAGUUAUCUUAAUAAUAAUCAGUUGAUUAUAAUUCAUGAUGGGGAUUCAUCCCCACUUUGUUCACCGAAAAUUUCAAUAUCGGAUCAGGAUCCACCUUCCUUGGCUAUAGCUCAACAAAAUGCAGAGUAA